AUGAUCUCACAUGUGAGGUCAGCGCUUUGUGCGUUCAUAAUGAAGGCUGCUGAAACGAAAUCCAAUCGUGCAUCUUGGCCAAUGAAGCAACAGCAUACGGUUGAACCACGCAAACAACGUGCUGCAGCGAUGGUGGCAAAAGAUGCGAUGAUUCUUAUGUCGAAUAAUGCCGUUGUUAAGGAUAUAAUCAAGUCACCAUCCUCAACGAAGAGAGAUCAUCCUGCGAUUCGUCCACAAAAACGAACUUCUAACGCAUCCGCCAGCUCUCCAUCGUCCGCGAAACAUGGAAAGAAUUCAGCAGAUUCAUCACUAUCCUCGUUCACGUUACAAGCAUCUUCCUCUAAAUCAGUCCCUGAAAUCGCAAACGAUCAGUCCAAUGGUAAUUUUACAAAUGAGCACUCCUCUGAAACAUCUGAUGUAAAUGCUCCGCAUGUACCUAGCGACCUGUCAAAAGAUCUCUCCAUCAACUCAUAUCCGCGUGAAUUGACUGUUAAAGAGGGAUCGAAGAAAGAAUAUUUGAAUAUGAGAAUUAUGCCACGAAUGCAAACAAUUGUGUGUAUGUUUCUGCAGUCUGAAAGUAAAUUGAUGCCAUGGAAGCAUGUGCUUGCGAAAUCGAUGCGUGCAAGUCGAGUUGGUAUGCGCAAUUUAAGUCGUGAUAUUGUCGAUAUAAUAAAUAACAUGCAAACCGAAGAAUCUUCCCCGGUCACGCCAGCUGUCACUUCACAGGUGGAUAACGAACCGUCAACAGACCAGCAAUCAUCACAACAGAAACCUAAUCAAGAGCCUCAAAGCACAGUCCGAAAGGUUGAAAAUGUGGAUACAAAAAAGAAAAAUUCCCAAAAAAGCAAAGUACCGAUAUCCGUAUCGUUAGAGGACGUGAUAUCUUCGGUAAUCUUGGACGCUAAAAAUGCAUCAAUGAAUAUCCAACAUCAGAUCAAUGAUUCACGAAGACAGGAUCGUAUGACGGUACAGGAAGUUAUUGCUGAACCACUGCCAUCACCGUCAAUCACGAAAACGUCCACGCCGAAAGCUAACAAAGCAUCAAAAGAUGUCGAUUUUCGAGAUCUAUCGCCUGGCAAAGCGGAACAAACGAAAAAGGCUGCAGAGACGAAAUCCAUUUUGAUUUGCGAUGAAGAGAUGCUUGGUGAGGAUGAUGUCAGAGAUGAUGCUAAAAAUAGGUUGGGCGGUAAAGUGCGUCGUGAGUUGAGCAACUCUGAAAAACUUCUUAUUAUAGCAGAUUUCGACGCAGGGAUGGUACCACACGAAUUACAGCAGAAAUUCAAGGCCUCGAAAAUUCAGAUAGCCGAAGUGCUCAGCAAUCGUGUUCCAAUUAUUCGUCAACAAACCGCUUCAUCAUCCGACGGUGUUGCGCUGAAACGACGUCGUACAAAUUUUGUUGGAUUGAAUAUUAUGAUGUGGCGAUUUUUUUGUGAUUGUCGUGAUCAAGGGAUAUUUUUGAAUGGCAGACAAUUGAAAGAACACGCUCUCACGAUUGCCAGACAGCUUGGUUUGCAUAAUUUCAAAGGAUCUGAGGGUUGGCUGGAUUCAUUCAAACGUCGACACAAUAUUGACUUGAAAACAAUGACUGGGCAUCCGGUUAUCUACGAAACAGAUAAUGAUGGUAAUGUGUUUUGUCCGGGUGAAAAUAUGAACGAUUCGUAUUGUGAGUACUCUGACUAUCAUUACUUUAUAUGUAUUUUCACUGCGUUGUUGUUCGCUUCUGGUAUUUUCGCCUCUGUGUCAUGUAUUCGUGAAUUUUCAGCGCCGCGAUCAGAGAGUCCUCGAUUAGAGGAACACGUGCUAAAUAAUAGCUCAUCAUCGAUGAUCGUUGAUGCAAAUCAAUUCCUGAUCGAUGCCGCCGAUGCAGCAGCCCGAGCCGUUACUUCGAGUAAGAAUGCAAAUAUCAGCACUGCAUAUCGCUUCUCACCUUCAAACAAUCUCAACACUCUUGCUAUUGCUGCUUGCAAUACUGGAGAUAUGGGUCCAUGUAAGGCGACGGCAGCAGUCCAUACAACGCAGCCAUUGGAUUUGGCUAUGCUACCGGCCACAUCCUCUGGCAUAUCAACAAAUUCUGGUGCAAAUAAAACAACACCAUCUGCCAAUCUCGCUCGUGGUUCUUCGUUGUUAACUCCAUUAUCCGACUUAUCAGGUACGAGUAAUGCCACACUUCAAGCUCUCGUCGAUUCAUGUUGUUAUCGUGUGGAUGAACCUGAGAUAACGCAUGCAAUGGAAACAAUAAGAUCGUAUAUCACGCUAAAUGAUAUGAGUUUACUGCCCACAUUAGUGACGCUUCAAAAGGGACUUGCUGCUAUCGCUUACAGCAAACGUUCGAAGCAGUCUACUAGUAACCAACAUUCAAACACAGUACCAACGCCAGUAACUGUUACUGUACCUUCUGUCUUUCUACCUGAGUCUACCGAGCCAAAGACAUCCUCAGUGAGCUGUUCACCAGUCACUUCGUCAUCAGCUACUGUAGUGCAUGGUAUACGAGUGAAGCCGUUGAAUGACUUCAAAGAUAAACUCAGCAAUACCAUCAAUUAA
Molecule: messenger RNA, 2541 nt
Organism: Anisakis simplex (herring worm)
Lineage: Eukaryota; Metazoa; Nematoda; Chromadorea; Rhabditida; Anisakidae
Source: the annotation of a GenBank genome assembly